GAGAUCUCUCUUUGCAGGUGACUCCAUCAAGUAAUAAAUCAAAGGAAUAUAAAACACCAAUAAUUUGAGGUAUGCAAUCGUCUGUGCACUCAGGACACGCUGGUUGCAUAGUUUUCUCCUGGGCCAUUUUACUUUGAUACGCAUUAUUUAGUUGUGACAAUGAAUUGUUUAUUUGAAGCCAUGGCGAGUUGGCAAAAACGUAAUAAUUGUGUAUAAUAUUUCAUUUAUCUUAAUAGAAUGCCUUUUUAGUAAUUAAAACUUAUUAACAGUAUGCUGUCUCAUUUAGCAGAUUGGUUUUUGAUAAAAAUCGUGUUCAAAACUAAACUUUCAAUUAAUGAGAGUCAAUUUUUUAAUUCAGACUUAUAUACUGCCCUUGAAAAUCUUUCGGCAUUCCAUUGGAUUACCAGGAGUGUUUAUGUUGGUGAGCAGAUGUGCUGCGUGUUUUGUAAAUCAUUAAAACUGGAGUAAUGGGACGCAAGUUCAGCGAAACGCAGGUGCUAGAUAGUGAAUCGCGCUUAGCCAGCAGGAAAACAACUAUAUAAGCUCUUUAGGCGAACUCACUCUCAAACAAAACGCAAAAUGGUCCUGACAAAACUUUUGACCUCCCUUGCAGUCUUAGCAGCUAUUUCGGCCAGUGUUUCAGGAAGCUUUCACAGAAGAGGCCAGCACGUAAGCCAAAACAGGGACAGAUUGAGUGCUCGACCCGUGCCAUGCACCUGCGGCGUGUUCCUCCAGAGCCAGACUGAUCAGAAGGGAAUCGCACUGCGGACAGACGAGGAGCAAAACGCCAUCUACACCUACCCCAUGGAGGAAACCUUGGACGAGCAUCCCCCACAAGGAAUGAGGGGACGCAGGAUUUGCAUCAGAAAGUGUCUCGAACUGGGGUUGAAACACGUUCAGCAAGGGACAAAGAAGUUGUGCUCCUACUCAAACAGAGACUUUAACCAAGAGAAAAUCCAUCUAUUUAUCAAGAACGGAGAGGACAAGUGGUACCCAACAAAGAUACACUCAGGCAGAGCGUAUACAUGCACUGAUGGAAAACUUGUGUAGAAUUCUAGUCGAUGAAUAAA
Molecule: messenger RNA, 1070 nt
Organism: Cloeon dipterum
Lineage: Eukaryota; Metazoa; Arthropoda; Insecta; Ephemeroptera; Baetidae
Gene: Fcp3C
Product: Follicle cell protein 3C
Exons: 3
Coding region: 580-1050 (156 amino acids)
Source: RefSeq, a predicted model, not a curated record